AUGUAUGUUGUGGGAAACAUUUACCUCAUCGCCGCCAUAUCGGUGAUCGGCGGUGCGCUCUUCGGUUUCGACAUUUCGUCCAUGAGCGCUAUCAUAUCGACUCAACCAUAUCUGUGCCGCUUUAACGAGCUUGGAUUCAACGAGAAUGGUUCCUGCAAAGGACUGCAUGAGGAUGUCCAGGGAGGUAUCGUGGCCGCAAUGCCUGGUGGCUCUCUAAUUGGCGCUAUGGUCUCUGGUUUCCUUUCUGAUCACUUUGGACGCAAGCCAACUAUCCAGAUUGGUGCUGCCAUCUGGUGUGUUGGAUCCAUCAUUACGGCAGCUUCAGUCAAUGUGCCCAUGUUGGCCAUUGGCCGUGUCAUCAACGGCUUCUCCGUUGGUAUCUGCUCUGCCCAGGUCCCCGUCUACAUCUCUGAGAUCGCCAAGCCAUCGGUUCGCGGACGCUUGAUAGGGAUGCAGCAGUGGGCCGUGACGUGGGGUAUCGCCAUCAUGUUUUUUAUCUGCUACGGCUCCUCUUUCAUCAAGUCCGAGGCUGCUUUCCGUCUGCCAUGGGGUAUCCAGGCUCUCCCUGCCGUUCUCCUGGGCGUCGGGCUCAUUUUCCUUCCCGAGUCUCCUCGAUGGCUGGCCAAGCAUGACCGAUGGGAAGAGACGCUGGCUGUGCUCGCUCGCACACACGGCAAUGGUGACAAUAACGCUCCCUUUGUCGUAAAGGAGAUGGCUGAAAUCCGGGAAGUGGUCGAGUUUGAGCGCGCCAACGCCGAUGUCUCGUAUCUUGAACUUUUCCGUCCCAACAUGAUCAUCCGGACCAGCAUUGGAGUUGCCACCCAGGUUUGGAGCCAAUUGACUGGAAUGAAUGUCAUGAUGUACUACAUCACCUACGUUUUCACCAUGGCCGGUCUCGGGAGUGAUGUCCUCUUGCCCAGCGGUAUUCAGUUCAUCAUCAACGUCGUCAUGACCGUGCCAGCCCUCAUCUGGAUGGACAGCUGGGGUCGUCGUCCGACAUUACUGGUCGGCGCUGCUCUCAUGUGUUUAUGGCUAUGCAUCAACGCCGGUUUAUUCGCCACCUACAGUCGUCCUCCGCGACCCGAGGACAACUUUACCUCGGCUUCCAUGUCCAUGAAGAUUGAGGGCGCCCCUGCCAAGGCUGUCAUUGCCUCAACAUACCUGUUCGUCGCUUCGUUCGCCUGCACCUGGGGCCCGACCUCUUGGGCCUACCCCCCUGAGCUCUACCCUCUACGACUCAGAGGCAAGGCUGUCUCCCUUGCUACCGCAAGCAACUGGACUUUCAACUUUGCCUUGGCAUACUUUGUGCCACCCGCAUUCGCCAACAUCACAUGGCGCACCUAUGUCAUCUUCGCCGUCUUCUGCGCCACCAUGUUCAUCCAUGUGUUUUUCUUGUUUCCCGAGACGGCCAACAAACCCCUUGAAGAAGUUUCCGAGAUGUUUGACGACACCAAGCCCGGCGCCAUCCGCUUCAUCGGUACCCCGGCCUGGAAAACACACAACAUACGCAACUCUGCGCGUAGCGUUGAGCGUAGCGAGUUCGACGUCGAGGACAAGAGGGCAGUCACGCCGCCAUCAACGGAGCAGAAGGAGACUGUUGCAUAG
Pyricularia grisea is the source of this 1605-nucleotide messenger RNA. RefSeq lists its product as uncharacterized. Gene Ontology annotation, molecular function: carbohydrate:proton symporter activity. Gene Ontology annotation, biological process: transmembrane transport; carbohydrate transport. NCBI's taxonomy places the organism in Eukaryota, Fungi, Ascomycota, Sordariomycetes, Magnaporthales, Pyriculariaceae. The record is from RefSeq and is a predicted model, not a curated record. The transcript is spliced from 8 exons. The coding region runs from base 1 to 1605 and encodes 534 amino acids. Gene Ontology annotation, cellular component: membrane.